Messenger RNA from Rotaria sp. Silwood1, 3396 nucleotides. The record is from the annotation of a GenBank genome assembly. Lineage: Eukaryota; Metazoa; Rotifera; Eurotatoria; Philodinida; Philodinidae.
AUGGGCACAUCAUUUACUGACCAGGUCGAUCUCAUUAGCACUAUAAAAAAUCUAUUUUUUCGUUGCUCCACCACAGGUGUAGAGCAAUCAUGUUCACAUCCAUCACUUUUUCAUUGCCCACUUUCAUUAAAAUGCAUUUCAAAACAUCGUCUGCUUGACGGUAUAUCCGAUUGCUACUUUGGUGAAGAUGAAGCGUUUCAUGCGUGUCAUCUGAACGAUUCACGACGAUUUAUUUGUGAAUCAGAACCAGACAAAUGUUUAUCGCCAAUGUUACUGCAGAAUGGCAACAAAGAUUGUAAAGGUGGUGAAGAUGAAAUGACUGAAAAUCAACAUGAUAUGUUAAAAGGAAUCGUUUCAUUCGGUUUGAUAUGUAAUCGCAAUAAUGAACAAUUAUUAUCAGAAUUUAAUGAUACCGACGAAACGAACUGUGAGUAUUGGCCAUGCAAUAAUAUUUAUACUCAAUGUGAUCAUGUCAAAGAUUGUGCUGACGGUGUUGAUGAAUUAAAUUGUCCCAUUAUAAAAUGCGAAUCACAUGAUGAUGGAGUACGCAAUACGCUAUUGUCUGACCAAAUUUGUUAUUCGUUAAUGGUUUUAAUGGAAGAAAAUUUAAAUUGUAAUAUUCUUUACACAGAAUAUGCAAUGUCUUUUAAUACUACGAUUAACAACAAGACAACAAGUUCCUCAAGUACCGAAUCAUGUCUACACGCAAGUAACGUAUGUAUUAUAUCUAAUCAUCUAUAUGGGAGUCAUGGACUGCUUUUCGUUGGACCGAGCAUAUUUUUAUUUUCAACAGUAGCAAAAUACUGGCUGUCACAAAUUAAAAAACAUAUUUGCCCUAUUACAAGAGAGCCUUACCAAAGACUUGAAAUCACAGAAUGGACUUUUAAAUCGUCGCAGUUGGGAUAUUUCCCACCAGAAUUAGCUAUGGUAUCUAAACGAAAUAGUUCCAUGAUUAAAAAAGAAUCAUUAAUCAAUUUACAACCCGACGAUAUAACAAUGUGGUAUUGUAAUCGAGGAAUUCGCAUUCUUUUUAAUGAUCAAAAUACAAAGAAAUGUUUGUGUCCACCAAGUUAUUUCGGCGAUCGAUGUCAAUGGCAAAAUCAACGAAUAAGUUUAACACUGCAGUUAGUGUAUCGUACUGAUACUUACAUUAUGACAGCUUUUCAAGUGGUUGUCAUGCUUAUUGAUGAAGAAAGUCAAAGCGUAUUAUAUCAUGAACAAAUCACGUUUGUACCGAAACGUAAUUGUGGCACAAAAUAUAACCUUUAUUUACUGUAUCCAAAUCAACCAAAAAAUUCUUCUACAAGCUAUUCGAUACAUAUUGAUUUGCUUGAUAAAUUGACAUUAAGCUAUUUGGGAAAAUGGCAUCUUUCUAUUCCAUUUCAAUUUCUACCAGUUAAUCGAAUUGCUGCUCAACUAUUUAUUCCAAAUUCAAAAGUAAUUUCGAAAUCAUGUCCUUUAUUUUGCGGCAAACAUGGUCGAUGUGUACAAUACAUGAAUGGAAACUUCUCAUACUUCUGUCAAUGUGAUGAAGGAUAUUCGGGUUCACAAUGUAACAUUCAACACAAUUGUUCUUGUUCACUGGAUUCAUAUUGUCUUAGCUCGUCAAUUUGUGUUUGUCCACUACACAAAUUUGGUUCAAUGUGUUAUUUAAAAAAUUCAAUUUGUCAAAUCCCUAAUAAUCCGUGUCAAAAUAACGGAAUCUGCAUACCUCAUGAUGAUCGUAUGGGUUUGAAGAGUUUUACAUGUUUGUGUGCGGAAAAUUUCUUCGGAACAAGAUGUGAAAAUUUCAAAAAUCGAAUUGAUAUUACAUUUAAUGAUGAAAAUAUUGGUAUGAUGCCAAUUAUUUGGGUACAUUUUAUUACUUCAAUUGAAAAUGGUGGUCAUCAACGUAAUACAUUAUUAAAAAAGAUAAAAUUUGCACAAAAUCUAAUUAGUGCUUUUACGACCGAUCCAUUUCAUGCUAUUUUUAUUGAAUUAACUAAUCGGACCUAUUAUUUAGUUGUAUUAAGGGAAAUAUUUAUCGAAUCGGAAUAUAUUCAAACGAGAAUCUUAUCGAAUUACCGAUGUGCAUCUAUAUACGAACUAAUGAAUAGUACAUUUUCAAAUUAUUAUUUACUUCGUCGUAUUAAAUAUUAUCCUUAUUUAUGUCAACAAAAAGAACAAAUGAAGUGUUUCUAUGAUGAAAUAUACAUGUGUAUAUGUGAUGUUAAUCGAUUUUCCAAUUGUUUUACAUUCAAUCAUACUAUAUCACAUGAUUGUCAAGGAGAAAAUAUUUGCGAAAACAAUGGCCUAUGCUUUCAAGAUACUCUUAAAUGUCCUCUUUUAUCGAUUUGUGUGUGUCCCGCAUGUUAUUAUGGUACAAAAUGUCAGUUUUCUACAAGAGGUUUUGCAUUAUCCCUUGAUUAUAUUCUCGGUUAUAAUAUUAAACCAAAUAUUUCAAUUCAUCGACAGCCAUUCGUUAUUAAAAUAAGUAUUGCCAUUGUAGUAGUUAUGUUUAUUUUAGGACUAAUCAAUGGAAUCUCAUCUAUUGUAACAUUUCAAAGCAAAAAAAUAAGAAAAAAUGGUUGUAGUAUCUAUCUACUUGUUUCAUCAUGGAAUUCCUUGUGUCUAAGUAUUGUAUUGAUAAUCAAAUUUUGGCAAUUACUUUUAUCACAAAUUUCAAUUAUUAGCGAUCGAUUAUUCCUUACAUGGAAUUGUAUAUUAUUAGAUAUGACUCUCAAAGUUCUUGUAGCAUCAAAUGAUUGGUUUUAUGCUUGUAUUGCUCUCGAACGAGUAUUUACCGUUAUCCAAGGUGUUAAUUUCAAUCAACUUAAAAGCAAGAAAGUAGCUAAAUGGGUUUUUUCAUGUAUAUAUCUGGUAACAAUUCUUACUCAUAUUCAAGAUCCUUUUCAUCGUCGUUUGAUUGAUGAUAUUGACGUUGAUGAACAACGAACUUGGUGUAUAGCUCAAUAUUCUUAUGCAUUAAAUAUUUUCAAUAUGUUAAUUGCACUUUUUCAUUUUGUUGUUCCUUUCUCAGUGAAUAUAAUUUCUACCAUAUUAACAAUUAAGCACAUAGCUCUCUCUCGUUGGCAAACUCAAACUGCAAUACCAUUCGUCGUACAUCUACGACGACAUUUUAAUCACCACAGACAUCAUCUAUUCGCAUCAUGUGCAUUAAUAUUAUUGGCUUUACCUCGUCUCAUCAUAUCAUUUAUCAGUGGAUGUAUGAAAUCGCCAAGAAACCCAUGGUUAUAUCUCUUUGGUUAUUUUAUUUCUUUUACUCCAUCCAUGGUUACAUUUAUUGUAUUUAUAUUACCAUCAGAGCAAUACAAAAAUGAAUUUACGGCCGCUACUCAACAUAUUAUUCAACGAUUUCGCACGUGCUUUGGCAUAAGAAAUCAUAAUAAUAAUUAG